UAAAAGACUCGAAAAACCGAAAACACCUUGUUCUUCCACUUUCCUAUAUAUUUUGAAAUUCCAAUUCCAAUCAAUAGUCUAUUCAAUAUUCGUAUGUCGUGCCGUGUAUGUGUAAUGUUCAAUUUGGUAUCGCCAUAUUAGUUUUUCCUUGUUUUUGUUUUCAAAACAUUCCUUUGUUUACUGUUUAUUUUGUUUAUAUAUAAUUUAUCAAAAAUAGGGGCCUUAAGUAGUACUAUCCUUUAUAAAACCAAAAUGUUAGAUUCAGAUGCGGAUCUGACAAUUGAUGCAAUACCUAGCCCACCUAGGAGUCCUACUAGUCGUAAGAACAAAGAAAAUAUUUAUGCUCAAAAUGAUAAUGAGAAAAUACCAACAAAAUCAAUUAAGAAGAUGGAACAUGUUGAAGAAAAAGAACCUGAUGAUGAUGAUUAUUGUGAGCCCAACGAAAGUUCAUAUGAAAAACCCCCUGAAAAACCAGUGGUGAAUGUUAUUCAAAUAAUAAACUCCCCAAAUACUCAUGUUGGAAAUACAUACUAUCAUCACUUUGCUUCAAAAAAGGCUAAGAGUAGAGAAUCCCCAAGGGAAAAUAAAGAAAUCAUAGAACUUAAAAACAACCCUAAACCAGUGACGGAGAAGGAUAUUAAUGUUGUCAAGGAUUACAUUGGGUAUAAAAAUAGCUGGGAGGAUACUUUUAUUGAACUAGGAUUUUUACGAUCUAAAAUUCAGCAGCACCAGUACAGAUUUGAGAGAGAUUUUAAUGGGCUGAUAGCUUUCUUGCUAACAGUUUGGAAACAAGAAAAUGGUAAGGCAGCCACCGUGUCCAAGUUAGCAAAUGUGCUUUGGGACACAAACCAACAUGAAGCCCUUAUAUAUUGGUCUUCAAAAUAUGAUGUUCUACAUAAAAAUAAUGCAUAAUUUUCAUUGUAAUAUAAUUUUUGUAUCAGAUAAUAAUUAUAAUGUGUACCUACCUACUUGCAAGCAAGAUGGAAGGCUAGUACUGAAAUACUUCACCAAAGCUUAGAUCAUGAAGAAAAAAAUUGCAAUUUGGUGCCUAUAGGUAGGUAGGUACCUAUACAUCCAGAAACAGUGAAAAAAUCGUUUUGCUAAUAUCAUCAUAUUUAUGACUGGUGAUUUUAUUUUGCAAAUUCAAAGGGAUACUAAAAUGUAUUUAGAAGUCCUAGUUAGUUCUUAUUAAAAAAAUUGGGUUGCCCAAAGUCAAAAGCUACCUGAUUUUAACUUUAUGGCGGUUUUCUUGUAAAAAGGAAAAAUAAUUACUAAUAAUUGUGUGUAUUGUAUAAUUCGAUAAAUGAACUAAAUUAUUGCUUUUAUCACUAUAAAGUCAAUACAGGCCAAUCCCUUUUUUGCACAUAAAUAAUAUACAUAUUAUGGUUUGCUAUCCAACACUUUGGAUGAAUCUGUCUAUUGUGUUGGGCUUUUCCGGGGGCUUUUCAUAUCUACCCUACCUGUGUAAUUCAAUAUUCCUUACUGUCUUAUACAGUGUCAUUACUUAAGUGUGCAACAUAUGGGAUUUUUUUUUAGGAAUAGCAGUAAUAGCACAAUCAAAAUACAAACAAGGCCAAAAGUUGGUGCAUGUCUGAUAAUCAUAUUAGGUGCACUUAGAAUGGUUGCAAGUCAAACAGCAUACAGGGUGGCUCAAAAAAUAUCAAAAUUCUACUAAUAUUUACUUAAAUAAAAUAAAACUUUUGCACUUUAAGGAGAGUUUUUUUAAUAUGGCUAUUAUCAUUAGCAAUGUUUUAACUUGUUAAAAAAAAAUUGCGACAUUUUAAAGUUGUGUUGAAUAUAAUUGCAACAAACAUGAAUUUUGUGAUUCCAUAAAAAAUUAAAAAUCUAAGUUAAUUUUACAAAUAUGCUUGAAUUUGAACAAAGUUAUGUAAAAUUGAUUUGAUUUUAAUUAAUUUUUGAAAGUAUUAAGGGCGGAAAAAAAAAAUAUAGAAAUUAUAGAUUUUUUUCGAAAGAAAAUAAAAAAAAUCUUAGGAGGCUAUGUUUUGGUAUUUAGGCAUAACUUUUAAUUCCAAACAACUUUUCCUUAUAACAUUUUGCUGAAUUUUCUAAAAUAAGUGUACUUUACAGUACAGCUUUGAUAUUGUUUGAGCUACCCUGUAUGCUGUUUGACUUGCAACCAUUCUAAGUGCACCCAAUAUGAUUAUCAGACAUGCACCAACUUUUGGCCUUGUUUGUAUUUGGGUUGUGUUAUUACUAAAAAAAAUCCCCAUAUGUUGCACACUUAAAAAAUCACACUGUAUAGAUAGUGCCUAUAUACAGGGUGUUCCGAAACUGUUGUGCCAAAAAUUAAGGGAUGAUAGAUCGCGCCAAAAUAAACGUUUUUUACUCAUAAACACAUAGGCGCAUGCGCUUUGGUUAUGUGAUAAUAGAACAUUAGGCAUUCCAGGUCACCUGACUUUGACAAGGUCCGCCAUAUUUGCUGAGGGGCAAACAAAGCCUAUAGAUCAUAUUGUUUACAGUGUUUUUUGAGUUUGGUGCUUCGGAAUUUUUGCGUUUUUUGAUUUGUUCAAUAAGUUUUAAGUUGUUUUUAGUUUUUGUGAAUGAAUGAAUGAAUCUUUAUUUACAGACAUGCCAUUUUACAUUUCAACUCAACAAUAGUAAACAAACAAUUUAUUAACAAAAAUAAUGCUUAAGAAUCUAAAUUGUUUAAAAAAUAAAAAAGUUUGAUACUAACAACCUUACAAAUAAACUUUAGCAAAAUAAAUUUGUGGUAGAAUGACUCCUUAAACGUUUUGACUGUUCUGAUCGGUGCACAGAUCUGGCAUGUAGCUUAGCUUACUGGCUUGUUCAUUCUGGGCUUUUAUCUAUUAUCGUAGUAUAUCCAAAAUUUGUACUGGGGACCCAAUCCGGAUUUUUGCAACCUUAAAUUCUGCUGGACUACCUAAAAGGUAUUAAAAGUUACCUACUUGCAGAAACAUAAACAACUUUUUUGAUAUACCGAGAUGAAGUGUUUUUGUAUUUUAACAAGACAGUCAUAAAACUUACCAUUAACAAAAUGUUUCGAACAAAUUCGAGCAUUUUCAACAACGUUACAGUCAAAUCUCCCCUUUUGAGGCAUCUAAUUCACAUACUCCGUUGUUUUUUUGAUAGCUCGUCUAUGCGAUCCCCUUGAUCUUUAAAUGCUGCUGGAAUCCUAAAAAACCUCACUUUAUCCCUUUCAGCUCUAUUGGAGCACCCAAAAACGCCACAAAACGAAGGCAUCUUCACAAAAUAAUACUUCAAAAAUUCUCGGUUUGUGUUUGCCCCUCAGCUAAAAUGGCGGAUCGGUUAUGACGUCAACCUGGAAUGCCUAAUUACAGGUCGCGUUGUGGUAGCCACCCAGGGCCGUGCUAAGCACGCGCGGGCCCCAGUACAGCUAUUCCAACGGGCCCCCUUAAAGUCUUUUUUGAUAGUCACGAAUGCUCAAAUUUUUAUCCAAAAGUCGUUAAAAAAACAUGCCUCGGGUAUAAUUUUUUUAGGUAUUUUUGAAGUGCUCUUUGCACAAAAAUUCCGAUCGCGUGAGGGUCGUAAGGGGAGUAUGGACCGCGCAUCAGCAGCGACUGGAGUAGGCUUGUCGCUUGAUUGAGAGAGAUACAUUACGUUCCGGUAUUUUUGUUCUCAGUUUUCGAAUUUGACAGAAAAAUAAUCAGGGGUUUGAAUGUGCUCUUAUACCAGAUCAUACAGAUUACAGACCUUGUCCCAUGCAAAACCUUGUUAAAUUUAAUGACGUGUCAAAUUCGUUAUCAAGAUCAAAAAUUCUAAUUUAAUUUAAUCUCCGGUUAAAUUUAAAGUUGGUGUUAAAUGAUGGUUUAUGAAUGUUACGGUUUUGCUCUUAAAUUAAAUAAUGUCUAGGUUUUACAGCCUGUCAAAUUUGCAAAAAUCGAGGCAAAAAUAGUAUAUUAUUCAACGAGCGGAUAAUGAUGGCUAUUACUCACGAAGGAUGAAGUUUGCACUACAAGCCGCAGGCGAGUAGUGUAAUCAUCCGAGUGAGUAUAAUAGUUAUUACCUAUGAGUAGAAUACUAUACUUUUUCUAUGAAUAAUAGAAAAUGAGCACGAGUUAUGCGAUUUUUUAUUUAAUUUUCGUAAGAAAAUUAAUUGACAAUUCUGACAGCUGGAGGACAAAGUGAGGUUAGGUUAGCACAAGUCUUGUCCAAAUCAGCUGUCAAAAUGACCGAUUGGAAGUUGAAGUAUGUUUUCAACUUGUCGAAUUUUCGAGUGGCUCUUAAAUAUGAGUGAUCAUUCACUUUGAUCAAUAGAAAAUGGAUGUACAUUACGCAUAUUAUUCAAUACUCAUAGAAAAAAGUUAACUUUCAACUGAUGUCAAUAUUCCCAAAACACUCAAAACAGAUGAUAGGGUAUAUCACAUGAAAUCUGCUCAGAAUUUAACAUAGAAUUCGAAUAUUCAAUAAUAUAUAGGGUAUUCCAUUCGAAUAAAGGGAGUUGGACCAUGACCAGCUUUUCUGAAACACUGUGGGUAUAUGCAAAAGUAAGUUGAAAAAAAAAAUAGUUUCAACCAUAAAACUUUUCUUUCGAGAUAUCGGACCGGGCCCCUACGGAACCCGGGCCCUGGUAAUUUGUACCGGCCGCACCCCCCUAUGCACGGCCCUGUAGCCACCUUACACACGGAGAAACGUGUUUGAAGCAGAAACUGUGUUAUUAAAUGAUGCAAAACCCAACGAAUGUUUGCAGUAUUUAGUAAAAACAAUGAUUCACACUGAGCAAAAGAUGCUCAAAGCUACGACCACCCACCUCCAUACGCGCGUGACAGCGCCGUAGCAUAGCCUCCUCAACACGUUGAAAAAUUCAUGGUGUUUCGAGAAUUUCAGCAGCUGCUGCAACAAUCCUUCCUACUAACUUCCUCUAGCUGUUUCAACUGGAGUGUCGUAAACAAGAGCUUUCAUGUCCUCAUAAAAAAAGUCGCAUUCCGUCAGGUCUGGUGAACGUGGAGUCCAUGCCCCCUUAACAGUCACUCUUUCCAGAUGUUUCGGUUUCGUUGAGAUGUACCCUUAAGGCUAACAGGUAAUGUGGUGGUGGUCUGUCGUGUUGGUACCCUAUGUUUUGUCUGGCAUACAGGGAAACAGUUUCGGGAAGGGUUUCCUGCAGAAAUCUACUCGAUAUUUCUGCUACAACGCUGUUACACAUACAUUGAGGCGGGUGGUCGUAGUUUUGAGCAUCUUUUGAUGUGAAUCAUUAUUUUAAAUAAAUACUGCAAUCAUUCUUUGGGUUCACAGGCUCUGCUUAUUCAAACACGUUUCUCCGUGUGCAAGGUGACUACCACAGUGCGGACUGUAAUGUGAAGCGCAUGCGCCUAUGAGUUUAUAAGUAAAAAACGUUUAUUUUGGCGAGAUCUAUCAUUCCUCAAUUUUUAGCACAAUAGUUUCGGAACACCCUGUAUAUCAUUUGGUUAAUUUAAAUGUAUAAAAUGCAUGUCUAAGUAUAUUUUUAUUGGGUUUUGUUUUUUAAAGGGAUGAUAUGUUUUAUGUAAUGUCCAGCUAAUAUUUUGCAAUUUGCUGCCAGAGAAUAUGAUGGUGCUGACUAUGUUUGUAAUAAAAUUUAUAAUUAUUUCUAGUA
This is a messenger RNA of Ceutorhynchus assimilis (cabbage seed weevil), 5572 nucleotides long. NCBI's taxonomy places the organism in Eukaryota, Metazoa, Arthropoda, Insecta, Coleoptera, Curculionidae. The record is from the annotation of a GenBank genome assembly.